Equus quagga is the source of this 2589-nucleotide messenger RNA. RefSeq names its product mucin 13, cell surface associated (gene MUC13). The record is from RefSeq and is a predicted model, not a curated record. Lineage: Eukaryota; Metazoa; Chordata; Mammalia; Perissodactyla; Equidae. The transcript has 11 exons. The coding region runs from base 103 to 1359 and encodes 418 amino acids.
GCCACAGCAGAUCCUACUACAGUAUCAGUAACUACAACUCCUAUAAACAACUCAAGUUCAGUUGAAGAUACCACUGAAUCCACCACCAGUGCAAACACGUUAAUGACAGUUACCACAGUUACCACUCCCGCCGUCUCAUCUUCAAGUGUUGACUCAGUCACAACUGUUCCUUCUCUAACAACGCAAACUAACGAUGGAUCGUCCCCCACCACAGUCACAGGGGGAGGUGUUUCCUCAGGGACUGUUUCUUCAGUGACUUUCAGCCGCAUCACUUCAUCAGAGAACAUCACCCCAAAACCCAGUACCACAGGUCCCAGCGGUCCUUGCCAGGGCGAUCCAUGUAGCGGUGGUUCUUCAUGUGUUAGUCUGAAUAGCCAUUACUUCUGCCUGUGUUCGGAAGGGUAUUACUAUAAUUCUUCCAUGUGCAAUAAAGGAAAGGUAUUCCCUGGAACAGUUACAGUAAGAGUAUCGGGAACAUCUGACUUGGAAAGUCAACAGUCUGAGGCCUAUCAAGACUUAUAUAAUAAAAUCACUACAUUUUUUGCAGAUGCCUUUAGCAGUUCUGAUUAUGGACAGACUGUAAUUCUGAAAGUAAGCACAUCUCCUUCAGCGAGAUCUGAAAUGCGUGCUGGUGAGCAGGAUAUUGAUGUAUCGGUAGUAAACAUUUUUGUACAAACUACAAAAGAAAACGAGACCAGCGUGUCUGAUACAAUUCAAAAAGCAAUCGCUGACGCCUCAGGUGACAUUAGAACAUAUGCUCGGCAAGAACGGUGUGAUUACUAUGGCUGUCAAAAGACGGAUGCUCAAGAUGACUGCAGCAGUGGUGUACUGUGCACAUGCAAAGAGGGGCUGACCAGACCUAACCUGCAGGUCCCUUUCUGUCUUGCUUCUGGUGCACAGUGUCCUGAUACCUGCAACGCAGAGCACAAGAGGCAAUGCUUUGUGAAGAGUGAUGGGAGCACUGGCUGUGACUGCCUGCCGGGCUACAAGCAAGAUGGUCAAGGGACCUGUCAAGAGUGUGCAUUUGGCUUCAGCGGAGUCAACUGUGAAGACAACUUUAAGCUGAUCCUCACCAUCGUGGGCGUUAUUGCUGGCAUCCUCAUUCUCAGCAUGGCGAUCACAUUGAUCAUCUCAGCGAGAUCAAGGAACAAACAGAAGAAUAUUGAAGAACAGAACUUGAUUGACAACGAGUUUCAAAAUCUGAGACUGCAGCAGACGACAGGCUUCAGCAAUCCAGGAGCGGACAGGAGCCUCUUCCCGAAAGUCAGGACGAACAUCUCCAGAGAUGACCAGCUGCAGAACCCUUAUGCCAACCAGAGAGGCUCACACAACCCUUAUACAAACCGGAGAGAAUGGUAGAAAUCUAGAACCAUCCAUGGCCCUCAACCCAAUGUAAGCUUUUAUUUUGAGUGUUUAAAAGACUGAUGGAGAAGUGAGCAGCCAUAAAGAACUGGCCUUUGGUAUGUUUCUUCCACCCAACGUCUAGCCUCUCUGAAUGGACUCGUGGCCGUUUGCUAUGAAUACAGCCUGUUUGCUAACUAAGUACCUGUGAAAUUGAAUGCACGUAGAUGCUAUUAGCACUUGCAAGAUAGUUGAUUUUCUCCAAUCAGUACAAUGUUUAGGUUUUUUUUUUCCUUUCGGGGCAAAAACAACCAUUUCCAAUCCAGAGGAAAGCACCCCGACGUUGUUCACUGCUGGGAGAACGUUGCUCUUGAAUUGAUAGCCUGCAGAUAAAUGACCCAAUUCUGGGAGAGUCCUACCCUCAGCUGUGGAGGUCCCAGAGGACGGGAGGAGACACUGUCCUUUAAGGUUCUCAAAGUUCAUCCUCUGACAAGUUAAAAUAGCUGUGCUGCUUCUCUCCCUCAAUGUGGGGAUUUCAUUACUUUGGAACUGCCAGACAGCUUGUGACCUGGCCUCACACCAAGAGGACAGAAAAGACACUUCUCUCAGCUUUUUGGGAGGAGUGACCGGGAGGCUAGGACAUUUUUGACGUUUAUUAGAAGGCCUGGACCAGAAAUGUCCGCUGUGGGCUGCAUUCUAGAGUUUUUGAAAUGCCAGUAGGUGGGAGAGGCAGGGAGAAAAAAUGUGACCAGGAGUAGGAGGAAGAGAGGCAGGAGGGAGCUGUGCUGGGAGGAUGAGUCAGGGAGGAGGUACCCAGGAUGCACCUUCGUCCUCACAGUGUCCUCCUCAAUGAGCAAAUGGGCGCUUCCUCCAUUCAUGCCUUACCCAAGACUCAGAGCCUAGGAAAAGGCCAGAAGACAAAAACGCCGGGAGCAACAGCUUGAAGUCACUUUGAAAUUGCAGACAUUCUGUCUGGCUGCUGGUGAGAGAGGAGGCUUGUGCUCUGGAUCCAGAUGUCAGCCUUGUGAUGCAGAUUCCAGAGGUAUUCCCCCCCCCCCACCCCCACCCAGGCCUCUGCCUUGGCUGGUGACAGAGGCUUAGCUGUGGCCACCAACACACACACAGCCAAGAAUGGGAGCAGCCACAUCCAGCACAGGCUUUCUUUCCUGUUAACAGUGUCCUUGUUUAUGUCUCAUGUCUGGUCCCCUUGCAAGUUAUUUUUAUUUGUUAUUAUUAUUUGCUCUUGAC